Messenger RNA from Otolemur garnettii (small-eared galago), 3174 nucleotides. RefSeq names its product HPS4, biogenesis of lysosomal organelles complex 3 subunit 2 (gene HPS4). Gene Ontology annotation, biological process: vesicle-mediated transport. NCBI's taxonomy places the organism in Eukaryota, Metazoa, Chordata, Mammalia, Primates, Galagidae. Bases 1030 to 3165 code for a protein of 711 amino acids. The transcript has 15 exons. The record is from RefSeq and is a predicted model, not a curated record.
GCUUCAGGCUGCUGUCUUUGGUUCUAGGAACAGAAAUGCCCCGGGCACAGGCGCCCAGAUACGCUCCAUAGAGUACAUAUGGUCCUGUAGAGGCCCAGUUCAAGAUACCUAGCGCUGAGAAAUUAUAGAGAUUCUAGAGGCCAUCAGAGGUUGAGUGGGGUCCUCUCUAGGUACUUAUGUCUUUCAGAGGAAUUUAACGAACUGUAUUGUGUUCUCAUAGAUGGCAGAAUGGUGAGCAAGCAUGAGACCAUGUCGCUGGGGACAUUAAACUUGGAGAAAAUGACAAUAGGAAUAAAGUUUUGAAGUGACCAAGGGGUUGUCACAUGGAAGGAUUAGACCUGGUUUUAUGGGUUCCUGGAGAAUACUAUCCAGACCAGUGAGUGGAGGUUACUGGGAAGCAGAUUUUAGUUUGGUAGAAGAAUAAAUUUAUGAAUUGCCAAUCUCUGUCUCUGGAAGGAGCAAGGCAGAGACAAGGAGUUUGAAAGCCACUUGGUGAAGUUCUCUUUGUUGUUUCGAAACUUGCCCAGCUCUGGGAUUCUGCGUGUUCAGGUUACUUUUGGGAUGUUAAGAAUCAAGGCACUGAUGUUUGAAUUGGAAGCUCCAAAACUUUUAAAAAGAACCCUCAGAAUGGCUUUGAACUGGACAAGCUAGAAAUUUCUUUAGAAUACUGCCUCCACGUUCAUCUUCCCCAUUGGGCCUUCCUGGAGAGGUCUUUCUGCCACGCUGACUCUCAUGGAUCCAGACUAGUAGAUUUGACCUUUCUGCUAGGAUUCUCCCACUUUAUUAUAUUCGCCCUCAGAGUUGUAAGAGAUGUAGAAAUAUUCACGAAACUGAAGAGACUACAAGGAAGGGAAGUGACACUUUCAUGCUAAAUGAAAAUAAAGCAAGUGGCAGUUGUGAUAACACAUGAACCUACCAUGUCUGGAGUCACUGGAUUGUGAAGAAAGAGUAACAGCCACAGCUGGGGACAAAGAAGUGAUACUGAAAAAGUAAAACCAGAAGAAGAGAAUGAGGAUGGUUGCUAAGUAAAUGGCCACCUCCACCUCUGUAGAGACCAAGUUAGCCUCUUGGUGGAAUUAUUUUUUUCUUUAUGAUGGUUCCAAGGUAAAGGAAGAAGGAGAUCCAACAAGAGCUGGCAUUUGUUAUUUUUAUCCUUCCCAGACCCUGCUUGAUCAACAGGAGUUGCUUUGUGGACAGAUUGCUGGAGUUGUCCACUGUAUUUCUGACAUUUCUGGCUCUCCUCCCACUCUUAUUCGUCUACGGAAACUUAAGUUUGCCGUAAAAGUCGACGGAUAUUACCUUUGGGUGCUGGGCUGUGCUGUAGAGCUCCCUGAUAUCAGCUGCAAGCAGUUUCUGGAUCAGCUAAUUGGAUUCUUUAAUUUUUACAAUGGACCUGUUUCUCUGGCUUACAAGAACUAUUCUCGGGAAGAACUGAGCACGGAGUGGGAUACCUUCAUUGAACAAAUUCUGAAAAACACCAGUGAUCUGCAUAAGAUAUUCAAUUCCCUUUGGAACUUGGACCAAACUAAAGUGGAGCCCCUGUUGUUGCUGAAGGCAGCCCUCAUUCUACAGACCUGCCAGCGCUCACCUCACGUUCUCGCUGGCUGCAUCCUCUACAAAGGACUGAUUGUCAGCACCCAGCUGCCGCCCUCCCUCACUGCCAAGGUCCUGCUUCAUCGAACUGCACCUCAGGUCCAGAGACUGCCUACAGGAGGGGAUGCCCCGCAGGAGCGUGGAGCAGCAUUGCCCCCGAAUGUCCAUAUUAUCCCUGUUUUUGUGACAAAAGAGGAAUCCAUCAGUCUCCGUGAGUUUCCAGUGGAACAGAGGACUAGCGCUACUGCAUCUCCAGCCAGAGUCCAGGACAGCUUAGCCCAGCACCCUCCAAAGGCUGGAAGCACGUUUGCCCUGGAAGAAAAUGCUACUGGGCAUGUGGAAUCUGUAGCCUGGAUGUUGGCCACCACUCCACAGCCCAUGUCCCCUAAUGAAGCUUGGCCAAGUGGCAAGAGGGAGAAUGGACACUUGUUUGUACAUGAUCUGGAGAGCAUUGGGCCCAAUGGAUUGCACAGCUCUGCCAGGGGCCAGGGGCCUGGCCCUAGCUGCUCCCCGGUGAAGGAACUGGGCUUUCCUCAUCAGGAGCUGGACCUGUCUGAAAUCCACAUUCCAGAAGCUCAGGAAGUGGGCCCAUCCUCAGAUGGUUUUGCUUUCCCAGUUGUGUGUGUCCCAGAAGGCAGCUGUUCUUGCCACGAAGAAUCCAUCAGUGGCUCAAACAGCUCAGAACCUGUGCCGCCUGAGGAUACAGCAGCAAGCACCCUGCUUUCUCCCUCUGUUCCUGAGAUGCUAACCCAGAAUGGAACCCCAGAACUGUGCAAAGAUCUUCCUGAAAACAGCAGCCAAGGCCCUGGUCCCCGAGAAGACCUUUUCUGCAGAAGGACCAGCAGAUCUUUAUCACUGCCUCACUUAGAUCCAGGGCAGAGAGGAAGUAAGGUUCCUGCAGGGGAACAAAGCAUAGAUCAGUGUGUGGAUGGGGCUUGUGGGGGCCAUGCAGCCCCUGGUCUGGAGUGCAGUGCAGGCUUGGCAAGUUGUCGGGGUACUGGCCCCUCCGCAGAAAGAUUGGACUCCAGGAGGACCUCAGCAGGAUCCCAUGUGGGACUCGUGCAGAUGAACCUCUACACUCACAGUGUUAAAGGGCUGGUGCUGUCCCUGCUGGCUGAGGAGCUGCUGCUGGGAGAUGGUGAAGCCAUAGAGGAGGUGUACCACAGCAGCCUGGCAUCCCUAAAUGGGCUGGAAGUCCACCUGAAAGAGACACUCCCCAGAGACGAGGCUGCUUCCACCAGCAGUGCCUACAACUUCAUGCACUACGACCGCAUCCAGAGCAUGCUGACGGGGAACCUGCCGAAGGUGGCUGCCCCGCAGGAUCGCCGCUUCCUCCAGGCUGUCAGCCUGAUGCAUUCAGAGUUUGCCCAGCUGCCCUCGCUGUACGAAAUGACCGUCAGGAACGCCUCCACUGCUGUGUACGCCUGUUGCAACCCCGCCCAGGAAACCUAUUUCCAGCAGCUGGUGCCUGUAGCACGGAGCUCCGGCUUCCCAAGUCCUCAGGAUAGCGCCUUCAGUCUCGCCAGCAAAGCCAAGCAGAAACUGCUGAAGCAUGGGGUGAACUUACUUUGAACUGCACCC